CGGUCCCAGAGCCUGUCCCUGCCCUGCAGAGCUCCCGGUCUGAGCAGCCCAAGGCUCGUGCUCCCCACGUGACAGGAGGGGAAACUGAGGCCAAGGAUCUGCCAGGACUUCCCACAGGCGCGGAGAGCGAGCGGCCGGACGGCCAUGCUGUCGGCGCAGGAAGCCAGUCUCCCGCAGCAGAAGUAAAGGAGGAGAAACGGCCUGCACAGCCCCCGCCCUCGCCCGGGCCCCGGCCACGCCUGUCACCCGAGGAAGCCAGCAACGCGCAACGAGCCGCCCAGAAGGAGAAGCUCCAUGCAGAGCUGAAGCGGGUCUUGCAGCGGAAAGGCGAGAGCCAGCCCAGCGCCCCCGCCAUGGAGACCCAGACCAGGGUGACGGAGGAGGCAGCGAAGACGUCGGAGCUGGUGGAGAUCAUCCUGGAGACAGAGGCCAGGGCCGGGGCCAGUGGGAUCAGCGUGGCCGGUGGGGGCAAGGAGGGGCUCUUUGUCUCCGACGUGCUGAGGGAGUCCCCCGCGGCCAAGGCCCUGAGCCUGAAAGAAGGUGACCAGCUCCUGAGCGCCAGGGUUUACUUUGAGAAUGUCCGAUACGAAGACGCCCUCAGGAUCCUGAAGUGCGCGGAGCCGUACAAGGUCUCCUUCUGCCUGAAACGCACCGUUCCCCGGUCGGACGUCCCCGGGAGCCCCGCAGCCGGCGGCCUGGAAGUGAAGGGACCCCAGGCGAAGCUGGCCAAGCUGAGCAUAAAGAGCCUGGCGCCCACGAGGAAGCAGAAGGGGAAGGGCCUGGCGAAGGCCCCGGAGGAGGAGGCGGCCCUGCCGGGCAGCGUGGAGCCGUCGGCGGGGAAGCUGGAUGUGGCCCCUGUGGACGUGGAAUUCUCCUUGCCCAGGUUCGCCAAGCUAAGGAAGGCGAAGAGUGCGGCCGAGGCGGGAGCGGCCGGGCCCAGCCCAGCCGGCUCUGUCGAGCUCUCCUCUUCGCACACCAAGGGGAGGAGGCUCAAGUUUCCAAGGCUGAAGGUGAAGGAGGCGGCAGGCGCGCAGGCGCUGGCUGUGGCGGGGCCGCCGGAAGCAGCCUGGCCCAAGGGGAGCGUGGAAGGGGAGGCAGGUGUCCAGGGGAAAGCCCCCCAGUUCGCAGCCCCAUGCCCCAAGGUGAAAAAGCCCAAGCAGGAUGCUGGGCUUGUGGAGGUCGAACUCAAGGACCAAGUCAAGUUCAAGGCCCCCCAGGUUGAACUGGACAUUCCCAUCCCUGACCUCAAAGCCUCCAAAGCGGCGGCUGGCGUGGAGACUGCGGAGAUCUCGGGCAAGGGGGAAGCUUUGCGGCUCAAGCUGCCCACGGUCGGGGUGUCCGCCAGGCCUGCGGAGGGGGAAAGGGAGGUAGAAGGGCUGGAGGGGAAGCUGAAGGUGCCUAAAGUUGGGAUUUCCCUGCCAAUGGCAGCCCGGGAAGCAGAAGGGCCAGAGGAAGAGCUCAGAGCUGGCAUCAAACUCCCCUCGGUGGAAAUAGCAGCCCCCAAAGUAGAGGUGGACUUGAGCCUUCCCAAAGUGGAAGGAGCCCUGGAAGCACCAGACAUGAGCGCCAAAGGGGAGGGCUUGAAAAUCGAAAUGCCCAAGUUUGGCAUCUCUGGAGGGGAAAUGGAAGGCACCCUGAAAACAGCCGCCAUCCCGGCCCCCAAGCUCGGCACCUCUCUGCCCAGCGACAAAGGGGACGCCGAGGGGGCAGCCGGCAGGAAGCUCCCCUCCCUUAACAUAGGGGUGCGGCAGGUGGCUGUUGAGAUCCCCCUUCCCAGGGGCAAGGCAGACACAGAAUGGGAAGUGGAGCUCCCUGACGUGACCGUGAAGAUCCCCAAGAUCAGCCUGCCCACGCAUGGGGGCAAAGCCAAAGAGGAGGAGGUGGAGAGGGAGCUCAAGGUGCCCCAGGUGGAAGUGAAAGUGGGGAAGGCAGAGCGGGAGAGCCCUGAGUUGAAGGCAAAAGGUCCCAAGCUUAAGAUGCCAAGCUUUGGGAUCUCCCUGCGGGAACACAAGCCCGACGCAGACACCAAAGCGAAAGAGCCUGCUGCCGAAGGGAAGGUGAAAUUCCCUGUGGUGAAGAUGCCCUCCAUCGACAUCUCUGUCCCCAAAGCUGCCGACGUGCAACUGCCCAAAACGAAGAUGGAACCAGUUGGGCUAGCCGGUGAGGGGAGGGUGAAAGCCCCUGAUGGGGACGGUGCUGAGGGUCCCGAGUUCAAAUUCAAAAUGCCACAGGUGUCGCUUCCGAAAUUCGACCUCUCUGGCAUGGCCGGGAAAGCCGAGAGCAAGGCCCACAUGCCUUCGCCCAAAGCCCCGCAGCUGGAGGCCAACACCGGGGGCCUGGAGAUCGCGGCUGGGAAGAUAAGCAUGCCCACGCUGGAUAUCUCUGUGCGGGAGAUUAAGCCGGUCGAUGUGGAGCUGCCGGAGGCCUCUUUGCGAAAGCCCAAGCUUGAGAUAGCUGUCGAGAAGCCGAAGAUUGAGGUGAGGCUGCCCUCAGGGAAAGCUGAUGGGAGGAGGCUGGAGUCUGAGGUGGAAAUGACCCAAGCCAGGCUGAGUUUCCCGUCGGUGAAGAUGCCAUUGCUGGACAUCGACAUGCCCAAGGUAGGCGUUGAUCUGGACCUGCCGAAGGCAGAGCCUGGCUUCAAGGGGGAGCUCAGGGCAGUGGCAGGCCUGAAGGAACGUGACCUCCAGCUGCAAAAGCCUCAGGAGCCUCUCCCGAAUUUCGGGGCUGUCUGCAAGGACUUGGAGGUGGAGAUCGAUGUGCCAGCUCCCAAGGCCAAGGCUGACCGCCCCACACCACGAGCAGAGGUUGAGCUCCAGGGUGCAGCCUUUGAAGGCCCGGAUCUAAGUGGGAUGGUGGCGAAGAUCCCCAAGGUGGAUAUUUCGUUUGGGAAAGAGAAGCUGGAGGGUGAGGAACUGGACAGAGAGGGGCCGGAAGGGAAGGGCAAAGCGGAUAUGAAGUUCCCAAAGGUCGGCCUAGAACUCAAAAGCCCCGAAGUGAAGCCUGGGAGCCUGGAGGCCAGAGCGAAGCUGCCCUCCGUUGAAAUUUCAACGCCUAAGCUCCCCGACGUGGCCAUUGAGGCCCCGCUGGGGGGAACAGCUGCCGUUGACAUCAGUGGAAAACUGCCGGAGACCGAUACCAAGCUGAAAUCGCCCAAAUUCUCUUUCCCCAAAUUUGGCAUCUCUGGCCCGAAGGUUAAGAAAGGAGGCCUGGAGGCUGUGACACUGCAAGCUGAGCUGGAGGCGGAAACCCUGGAAGCAAGCACCAAAGGGCCUAAGCUGAAGAUGCCAAAAUUUGGGCUCUCGUUCUCCAGGUCGAAACAGGGGGCCGACUUGGAUGGGCCCAGGCUCUCUGCGGAGGGAGAGGGGAAGGCUCCCAAGGGGAAGGUGGAGAUCUCAGGGCCUCACGUCGAUAUGGACUCCCCCGAAGCCAAAAUGAAGCUGCCUUCAGUGAAAUUUCCCACGGUUGACAUCUCCAGCCCCAGAGUGGAUGUGGACAUUGACUUGCCCAAGGGAAAGGGGGACGUCUCAGGCCAAGGGGUCACACAGGCUGGGGAAACAUCGCCUAACAUCAGCAUGGAGGUCCCAGACAUUAAGCUGAAGAUGCCAAAAUUUUCACUGCCAAAAUUUGGGGGCCAGGACAGGGAGAAGCAGCUGGAACUGGAGCAAGAGACGCUCAAGGGAGAAGUGAAAGGGAGCGUCGAGGCCUUGUCCGGAGAGCUAGACGGGAAAGCAAAGGGCAAGGAGGCCAAGAUGAAGAUGCCCAGGUUCAAAAUGCCGUCGUUUGGCAUUGCCAGGAAGGAUGUAGAGGUGUCUGGGCCCAGUGUCACAGCUCCUGAGAUUGACGUGAAAGGCAAGAAAGGGAAAGCAGUCGCCAAAGAGCCCAACGUGGCUGCUGGGAGCCCAGAGGAGAAGCUAAAAGGCCCCUUCAUGAAGAUGCCAAAACUGACGAUCUCUUCUCCCAAGGCUGACCUAAAAGUAGAAGCCGACAUGAGAGGCUCCAAAGAUGAAAGUUACAUCCAAGGCCCCGACAUAGAAAUUAAAAUGCCCCAGGUCGAGCUGCCAAAGUUUGGAGCCAAAGAGGAGAAAGCCAACAUGGAGAUGUCUGAGAGACCGGAAAGCCCUGGCACCAAGUUAAAAGUGGGCAUGGUUAAGAUGCCAUCACUAGACAUCUCUGCGCCUGACCAAGUUCCUUCAUUGCAAAUCUCUGUUCCCGGUGUAAGAGCGGAAGGCGAGCCAUCGGUGGGAAAGCCGGUCAUGGACGUCUCUGAGGCUGAUAUCAAGGGGUACGAAGGAAACUUGAAAAUCCCCAAGGCGCCUUCCAUUGGCAUCUCUGCGCCAAAGCUAGACUUGGAUAUCAGCUUGCCGAAAGCCAGUGUGGAGAUGCUGGGCCAGCAUGAGGCUGGGCUGAAAAUAGAGGGGGAUGCCGCCUUUAAGAAAGCAGACACCAAAAUUAAGAUGCCCAAGGUGGAGCUGCCCAAAUAUGGGCUGGAGGGUUUCUUGGGGAAAGACUUGGAUAGAGAGUUGAGUGGUGCCGAGGCAGAGAUGCACCUCCUCAAAGGACAAAAGCUGAAAGGGCCUUCCAUAAAGGACCAGAAAGUAACCCUGGAGAUGGAAGGGGGCAAAUAUGCAGCUGAUACUACCGAAGCCUCCCUGCUGGGUUCCAAGAUCCGGGUGCCCAAACUGGAUAUUUCCUUGCCCAAAGCCAGGCUGUCAGACGUAGAGGUACCUCUGACCGAGGGGGAGAUCACCAUCGAGGGACUGGAGGAAGCUGAGGGGAAAUUUAAGCUGCCGUCGGUUGGGCUACCUAAAUUUUCUACCCCAAAGGUGAAAGCUCCAGAGGUAGGAUUUGAUGUUGGCUUAAGCAGAGAUCAAGACUUUGCUCUGGACACGUCUGGGCUGCAUGGGAAGGUGCCCAAAGUCGAAGUGAGUGGCCCAAAGAUUAAGCUGCCUAAAUUCGGGGGAGCUAGUUCUGAUGACCAAUGGGAGGCAGAUAUAGACUCAUCCAAGACCCCCAAGGUGGAGCUUAAACCCCCUAAAUUCCGGGGGAGCCUCGAGACCCCAGGCAGCGAAGUGGUGGUGAAAGAGGCCAAACUCAAAAUGCCGUCGGUUCCCAUCGGCUUCACUGUGGACAAGGGAGAGGGGGAGAGUUCCCCCAGGACAGAGGACUCUGAGACAGACGGUUACGACAGCAAGUUCAAACUGAAGAUGCCCUCGUUCGGGAUUUCCAAAGUUGGCUCAGAGGCCAAGGGGGAUGAGUCCAGGAUGGACACCCAGCCCCUCUGCCCCACAGCAGAGGGAACGGACUUCUCCUUUAAAAUGCCUCAGCUUGUCAUUCCAGACGUGGGGUUCUCAGCGGGCCCAGGGGAAGCUCCAGCUUUGGAGGGGGGGAAAGCCGAGAUGGGUGGAGACGCCAGGGUCAGGGUUGAGAAACUGGCAGGUGCUGAAGAUCUGGAGCGAGACGUGGGAGGGUUAGAGGUCAGGCUCAAGAUGCCCAAAAUCAAGAUGUCACCAUUCGGGAUUUCAGGAUCCAAAGGGGACGAGGGGACUAUGACGGCAUCUCUCCACAGCCACAAGGGUUCAGACAGUGAACAGGUCGGGGGGAAGAAAUCCCUGUUCAAAAUGCCAGACCUGGAGAUCUCUGCCCCAAGUAUCAAGGCGCAUGCAGAAUAUGAAGUUGAGGGGGCUCAGCUUCAUCACAGUGGUUCCACAGAGCUGCCGAGAACUGGUGCUGCUGGCAUCCAAGGUGAGGAUCAUAGUGUCAAGGCUCCGGGAGGGAAGGGGGACACUUCUGAAGCCGAGGCAGGGAAGAAGUAUAAAAUGAAGCUGCCCAAGUUUGGGAUCGCCCUGCCCAAAGCCACCCAGGAAGGAGGAGAAGGGCACCUUUCUAGGGGGGAAAGCAAGGCCCAGGAGGCCGAAACCAAGGUGAAGAUGGCCAAGGUGAAGAAGGCGGUCUUUGUGCUGGUGAAGCCCAAGGCGAAGGGGGCAGAAGCAUCCUCUGGGCUCUUGGAAGGAGAUGGCGAAGCUGCUGCUGGCUCCUUGGAAGGGGAUGGGGAUGGCAAGGCAAAGGUGCCCAAAAUAAAGCUGAAGCCCAGCUUUGGGUUCUCGCUCUCCAAAUCCAAAGCUGGGGUGGAAGUCAACGGGGAGCUAGAGCCCUCAGCCAAGGAGGAAGGGGAGCUGGAGAAAGGCUCCAAGCUGAAACUGCCCAAGCUGGGCUUCUCCAAGGCCGAGAUCACGGACCUGGGCACCAGCGGGAAGGGAUCAGCAUCUCAGCUCAAUGGGGAGGAGGCAGAACUGUCUCUGCAGAAUGGCUCCCAGGACAGCAAGGCAAAGCUGGGGAAGAUCAAGCUGCCCCAGGUUGAAUUCUCCUCCCCGUAUAAGGCGGCAGAGAUGGACCCUGAAAUGAACCUCAAGCUGGUGAGGGCGGAGGAGGCCAAGGAUGAGGCUCACGUCAGCACCUUCAUGGCUCUCAAGGCGGCCAAGUUCAAGUCCCCCAAGAUCACGUUCUCAGGUUUCAAGAAGAAGGAAGGGGAACACGCCGGGAAUGUGGUCUCUUCGGCUGCCAGGACAGAGAUGGCCUUGUUGGAAAAGGGGGAGAGGGAUCAAGAUGCCAAGCCAGAGACGUCCAAGAUCUCGCUGGGCUUCACCUCCAAGUCGAAGGGGGACUACAAUGUGGAGAGAGGCGAGCUGGACGGCAGAGAUAAAUCCCCUAAGUUCAAGUUCCCCAAGCUGGCCUUCAGCCCCCAAACCAGAGGAGUGCUAGAAGUCACUUCCAAGCAGCAGGAGAGAGGGGGCUCCUCCCAGGGGGAAGGAGAGAAGGGGCCGGGAGCACUGGAGGGAUUCAAGAUUCGGACGCCCAAGCUGGGUUUCUCCACUCAGCUGGAGGAGCAGAUCCCAGAGGAGGGAGGGGGCCGAGUGAAGCCAAUCAAGGGCGAGGUGAUGGUGGGGAAAUCGUCCCCCAUAUGAGGUUGGAGUGGGGCAGGGAAAGCAGAGACUUGAACAGCCCCCCCCCCUCGCUUGGGAGCUUGGCAGGCUGGUAUCUGUACAGU
Mauremys mutica (yellowpond turtle) is the source of this 7045-nucleotide messenger RNA. It is a transcript of the gene PRX, whose product is annotated as periaxin. Gene Ontology annotation, molecular function: protein binding. NCBI's taxonomy places the organism in Eukaryota, Metazoa, Chordata, Testudines, Geoemydidae. The record is from RefSeq and is a predicted model, not a curated record. The transcript is spliced from 7 exons. Gene Ontology annotation, biological process: regulation of RNA splicing. The coding region runs from base 354 to 6962 and encodes 2202 amino acids. Gene Ontology annotation, cellular component: nucleus; cytoplasm.